Messenger RNA from Orycteropus afer afer, 960 nucleotides. Its product is annotated as olfactory receptor 56B1-like. The transcript has a single exon. Bases 1 to 960 code for a protein of 319 amino acids. The record is from RefSeq and is a predicted model, not a curated record. NCBI's taxonomy places the organism in Eukaryota, Metazoa, Chordata, Mammalia, Tubulidentata, Orycteropodidae. Gene Ontology annotation, biological process: G protein-coupled receptor signaling pathway. Gene Ontology annotation, cellular component: membrane. Gene Ontology annotation, molecular function: G protein-coupled receptor activity; olfactory receptor activity.
AUGUCUGUAGCUCUCAAAAUCUCCAACAGCUCCAAAUUCCAGGUCUCUGAGUUCAUCUUGUUGGGGUUCCCAGGCAUUCACAGCUGGCAACACUGGCUUUCCUUGCCUUUGGCACUACUGUACCUCUCAGCAAUUGGUGCUAAUAUACUCAUUCUCAUAACCAUCUUCCAGGACUCUACUCUGCAGCAGCCUAUGUACUAUUUUCUAGGCAUCCUCUCUGUAGUGGACAUGGGCCUAGCCACCACCAUCACGCCCAAGAUUCUGGCCAUCUUCUGGUUUAAUGCCAAGGUCAUUAGCCUCUCUGAAUGUUUUGCUCAGAUUUAUGCCAUUCACUGUUUUGUUGGCAUGGAAUCUGGUAUCUUCCUCUGCAUGGCUUUUGAUAGAUAUGUAGCUAUUUGUCAUCCUCUUCGCUACCCAUCAAUUGUCACCAGUGCCUUAAUCAUGAAAAUCACCUUGUUCAUGGUGCUUAGAAAUGGCUUGUUUGUCAUUCCAGUGCCUGUGCUUGCAGCCCAGCGAGAUUAUUGCUCCAGGAAUGAGAUUGACCAUUGCCUAUGCUCCAACCUUGGGGUCACAAGCCUGGCUUGUGAUGACAGGAGGCCGAAUAGCAUUUGUCAGUUGGUUUUGGCAUGGGUUGGCAUGGGGAGUGAUCUAAGUCUUAUAAUAUUGUCAUAUAGUUUUAUCCUGCGCUGUGUACUUAGAUUGAGCUCAACUGAAGCUGCAUCCAAGGCUUUAAGCACUUGUAGCUCCCACCUCAUCCUUAUCCUCUUCUUCUACACGGUUGUGGUAGUGAUUUCAGUAACUCACUUGGCAGAGACUAAGGCCACUUUAGUUCCAGUUCUACUCAAUGUGCUACACAACAUCAUUCCCCCUGCCCUGAAUCCUAUGGUCUACGCACUUAGGACAAAAGAGCUAAGGGCAGGUUUCCGAAAGGUGUUUUAUUUAGGCCUAGAAAAGAAAUAA